Messenger RNA from Balaenoptera musculus (blue whale), 2763 nucleotides. It is a transcript of the gene FPGT, whose product is annotated as fucose-1-phosphate guanylyltransferase. The transcript has 4 exons. The record is from RefSeq and is a predicted model, not a curated record. NCBI's taxonomy places the organism in Eukaryota, Metazoa, Chordata, Mammalia, Artiodactyla, Balaenopteridae. Gene Ontology annotation, molecular function: transferase activity, transferring phosphorus-containing groups. Bases 287 to 1882 code for a protein of 531 amino acids.
GGGCGCAUGCGUGCGGUGCUGGGCUGCGAGAUAGCUGGAAGUCCCGGGCGGUGUUGGGGAAAGUGAGCUAUGGCAGCCACGAGUGCCCUUCCAGGCGUAUCUUUGCGAGAAGCCACCCAGCGAAGGUUGCGGAGGUUUGCAGAGCUUAGAGGCAAACCUGUGGCAGCUGGAGAAUUCUGGGACAUUGUUGCAAUAACAGCAGCUGAUGAUAAACAGGAACUUGCUUAUAAGCAACAGCUGUCAGAAAAGCUGAAAAAAAAGGAGUUACCACUUGGAGUUCAAUAUCAUGUUUUUGUUGAUCCUGCUGGAGCCAAAAUUGGUACACAUUUAUGGAAAUGGAGGAUCUACGCUUUGUGCCCUUCGAUGUUUGGAAAAGCUUUAUGGAGAUGAAUGGAAUUCUUUUACCAUCCUAUUAAUUCACUCUGGUGGCUACAGUCAACGCCUUCCAAACGCAAGUGCUCUGGGGAAAAUUUUCACUGCUUUACCUUUUGGUAGCCCCAUUUAUCAGAUGUUGGAAUUAAAACUAGCCAUGUACAUUGAUUUCCCCUCACAUAUGAAUCCUGGGAUUCUGGUUACCUGUGCAGAUGAUAUUGAACUUUAUAGUAUUGGAGAAUCUGAGUAUAUUAGGUUUGACAAACCUGGCUUUACUGCUUUAGCUCAUCCUUCUAGUUUGACUGUAGGUACAACACAUGGAGUAUUUGUCUUAGAACCUUUUAACUAUUUAGAACAUAGAGACCUCGAGUAUAGAAGUUGCCAUCGUUUCCUUCAUAAGCCCAGCAUAGAAAAGAUGUAUCAGUUUGAUGCUGUGUGUAGACCUAGAAAUUUUUUUCAACAAAACUUUGCUGAGGGUUACAUACCCUCUCUUAAAUUAGACCCUGAGUAUGUCUACACAGACAGCCUAUUUUACAUGGAUCAUAAAACAGCAAAAAAGUUACUUGCUUUUUAUGAAAAAAUAGGUACACUAAACUGUGAAAUAGAUGCCUAUGGAGACUUUCUGCAGGCUUUAGGACCUGGAGCAACUGUGGAAUAUACCAGAAACACAUCAAAUGUUACUAAAGAAGAGUCGGAGUUGGUAGACAUGAGGCAGAGAAUAUUUCAUCUUCUUCAAGGAACAUCACUAAAUGUUGUUGUUCUUAAUAACUCCAAAUUUUAUCACAUUGGAACAACUGAAGAAUAUUUGUUUCAUUUUACUUCUGAUAGCAAUUUGAAGUCAGAGCUUGGCUUACAGUCCAUAGCUUUUAGUAUCUUUCCAGCAAUACCAGAAUGCUCUAGUAACAAAUCCUGCAUCAUUCAAAGUAUAUUGGAUUCAAGAUGUUCUGUGGCACCUGGCUCAGUUGUAGAGUAUUCCAGAUUGGGGCCUGAUGUUUCAGUUGGGGAAAAUUGCAUUAUUAGUGGUUCUUAUAUCAUAACAACAGCCGUCCUGUCUGCACAUUCUUUUGUGUGUUCCUUAAGCUUGAAGAUGAAUAGACACUUAAAGUAUUCAACUAUGGCAUGUGGAGUGCAAGACAACUUGAAAAAGAAUGUUAAAACAUUGUCAGAUAUAAAGUUACUUCAAUUCUUUGGAGUCUGUUUCCUGUCAUGCUUAGACAUUUGGAAUCUCAAAGUUACAGAGGAACUGUUCUCUGGAAACAAGACAUGUUUGAGUUUGUGGAAUGCUCGUAUUUUCCCAGUUUGUUCUUCUCUGAGUGAUUCAGUUACAACAUCCCUAAAGAUGUUAAAUGCUGUACAGAACAAGUCUGCAUUCAGCCUGAAUAAAUAUAAGCUGUUGUCCAUUGAAGAAAUGCUUUUCUACAAAGAUGUGGAAGACAUGAUAACUUAUAGGGAGCAAAUUUUUCUAGAAAUUACUUUGAAUAGAAAACAGUCUGAUUUAGAGACAUCUUAAAUAGUGUAUACUCUGCCUUUCUUGACUGAGCAAGAUUGCAGAUGCAGGAGUUUUCUGUAGACUUGUUUUUUAAUUGAAGUGAAUUAAUGAAAAUUAUAUUAACAUGAUUGCUGUAGCAUAAAAUUAAUAACAAAAAUACAAAUAAACCAUUUUUUGAUGAAAGAAUUAAUAGUUUAAGGAUGUAAGUUCAGAAAAGUGAUUUUUUUAUAUUUAUCACUAUUUAAAUUUUUCUUUUAUAAAGAUGGACUUGUGGAACAUUAUUUUGUUCACAAAAUACUAUAAUUGUUUUAAAGGUAAUUUUCUAAAUAUACCUUCAGAAUUUUUUCAUCUUCUUUUGGGCUUUGGUUCCAAUGAAGUUCUAAGUGUUCAUUGGCAGUUCUCAAGUGCAUUAGACCUAUUCUGAUGAACUAAUAAAAAUGUCAUACUGUAGGGUCUUCAAAGCACUGUAGGAAUACUGUAGAAGUACUUUUUCAGAAACAAAUCCAUGGCUGACAGAGUCAAAUUAAAUGAAUGCUUAAAAUAUUGUGAUAGUCUGAAUUAAUAAAUAAGUAUUAAUAGAUACAAACCAUUCUGAAAUUGAUAAAAAUCUAUGUGACUUAUCAGCAACCCUCAGUUAUGAUAUUUAUGUGUAUAUUUUUUCAAGUUUCUUCCCAAGGAGUAAAUAAAGAUAUAUGGUAGCCAUUGUUUAGCAUUUACUGAUUUACUUGCAGAGAUUUCAGAGGAUGUUAUGUGUUUGUCACUCAUUAAAAGUUCAGUGCUGUAUUUCUAAUCUAAUUGAUCUAAGGUACCAUCAGUUAUUAAGAAUCACCAUUAUUUUAUGUUCCACUGAAAAAGAGAAAACACGACCAAUAAAAUAUGCAAUGCUUUUCUUGUUACUUGAA